This is a messenger RNA of Gossypium arboreum, 810 nucleotides long. Its product is annotated as methylsterol monooxygenase 2-2-like. Gene Ontology annotation, biological process: sterol biosynthetic process; 4-alpha-methyl-delta7-sterol oxidation. Lineage: Eukaryota; Viridiplantae; Streptophyta; Magnoliopsida; Malvales; Malvaceae. The record is from RefSeq and is marked provisional. Gene Ontology annotation, molecular function: iron ion binding; C-4 methylsterol oxidase activity.
AUGGCUGCCAUUAUUGAAUCUGGGUGGCUGUAUCUGAUCACGCAUUUCAGUGACUUCCAACUAGCAAGUCUAGGAAGUUUCUUUCUUCACGAAAGUGUUUUCUUCUUAUCCGGACUUCCAUUUAUAUAUCUGGAAAGAGCUGGAUUGUUGAGCAAAUACAAGAUUCAGACGAAAAACAACAGCCUUGCUGCUCAGGAAAAAUGUAUCACCCGCCUGCUUCUGUAUCACAUUGGUGUCAACCUUCCGCUUAUGAUUGCAUCUUAUCCUUUCUUCAGAUUCAUGGGCAUGAAAAGUAGUCUGCCAUUUCCAUCCUGGAAAGUGGUUCUGUCACAGAUAAUAUUCUAUUUCAUCCUGGAGGAUUUUGUGUUUUACUGGGGACAUCGUAUUUUACAUACAAAAUGGCUGUACAAGCAUGUGCACAGUGUUCAUCAUGAGUAUGCUACUCCAUUUGGACUGACAUCCGAGUAUGCUCACCCUGCCGAGAUAUUGUUCCUUGGCUUUGCAACAAUAAUUGGUCCAGCCAUCACUGGCCCACAUCUUAUUACUCUCUGGUUAUGGAUGACUCUUAGAGUCCUAGAGACAGUUGAGGCACAUUGUGGUUACCAUUUUCCAUGGAGCCUCUCAAACUUUCUACCUUUAUAUGGGGGUGCUGAUUUUCAUGACUAUCAUCAUCGUUUGCUUUAUACAAAAUCUGGCAACUACUCAUCUACAUUUGUUUACAUGGACUGGAUAUUCGGUACUGACAAGGGUUACAGAAAAUUGAAAGCACUAAAGCGCGAUGGAGUCGAAGAAGAAAGCAAGCAAACAUAA